Scedosporium apiospermum is the source of this 312-nucleotide messenger RNA. RefSeq lists its product as uncharacterized. Lineage: Eukaryota; Fungi; Ascomycota; Sordariomycetes; Microascales; Microascaceae. The transcript has 4 exons. The record is from RefSeq and is a predicted model, not a curated record. The coding region runs from base 1 to 312 and encodes 103 amino acids.
AUGCCCAAGGCUACCACUAAGCGCGGAGGAAAGGUUGAGCGCGUCAGGAGGGGAAAGAAGGAUCCCAACGCCCCCAAGCGUGGUCUCUCGGCUUAUAUGUUCUUCGCCAACGAGCAGCGUGAGAACGUUCGAGAGGAGAACCCUGGCAUCACUUUCGGCCAAGUCGGCAAGCUUCUUGGUGAGCGAUGGAAGGCUCUGAACGAGAAGCAGCGCGCCCCGUAUGAGGCGAAGGCUGCCGCCGACAAGAAGCGAUAUGAGGAUGAGAAGGCGGCGUACAACGCUGAUGCUGGCGAUGAUGAUGAGUCUUCUUAA